Populus trichocarpa (black cottonwood) is the source of this 2402-nucleotide messenger RNA. RefSeq names its product pentatricopeptide repeat-containing protein At5g11310, mitochondrial. Lineage: Eukaryota; Viridiplantae; Streptophyta; Magnoliopsida; Malpighiales; Salicaceae. Gene Ontology annotation, molecular function: protein binding. The transcript has 2 exons. The coding region runs from base 103 to 1926 and encodes 607 amino acids. The record is from RefSeq and is a predicted model, not a curated record.
UCUUUGGAGGGUAGUUUCGUAAUUCAAUAAACUAUUAAUCUUGUGAUCUAUAUUUUGCCACCUGAAAGACAUAAUCAGUUGUUAGGGGGCACUAACUAACAAAUGAAGUCGUCUCUCAUUAACUUCCACAAAAACACAACUCUACUUUAUGUAUUUUUAACAACCAGAAAACCGCCGCAUAACCGCCACUUCUCCGCCGUGUCCUCCGCGGAAUCGUGGCUGGCCGUACAAGGAAACCCUCUAAUCAAGUGGCCCCACAACCCCAACUUGGCCCCAUCCCCAUCAGCAGACCAGCAAAACUCCUCUCCAACUUCAAACUCAAACCCUAAUUACCAUCAAAAUGAUUUCUUUACCCUCUGCAACAUCCUCAAAGACCCCAAAAUCCAGCUCGGUCCAUCCCUCCGAACCGCUUUGGACCGGACCGGAAUUGAACCGGAACUGGGUCUUAUACAGUCAGUAUUUGACCAUUUUGAUUCAUCACCAAAGUUGCUGCACAGCGUAUUUCUGUGGGCAGAGAAGAAACCUGGGUUUCAAUCCUCUGCGGCGUUGUUUAAUUCAAUGGUGAAUUUUCUUGGUAAAGCAAGAGAAUUUGGUUCUGCUUGGUGUUUAUUGCUUGAUAGGAUUGGUGGAAAUGAAGGAGGGGAUUUGGUUUCUAGUGACACUUUUGCCAUUUUGAUCAGAAGGUAUACUAGAGCAGGAAUGUCUGAAGCUGCAAUUAGAACAUUUGAAUACGCGAGCAGUUUAGAUUUGAUUCAUAAUUCUGAAGCUGGAACGAGCUUGUUUGAAAUUUUGUUGGAUUCACUUUGUAAGGAGGGGCAUGUUAGGGUGGCUACAGACUAUUUUGAUAGGAAAGUGGAGAAGGACCCAUGCUGGGUUCCAUCAGUUCGGAUAUAUAAUAUACUGUUAAAUGGAUGGUUUAGAUCAAGAAAGCUCAAGCAUGCAGAGAGGCUUUGGCUGGAAAUGAAGAAGAAGAAUGUAAAACCGAGUGUUGUAACAUAUGGUACACUGGUAGAAGGGUACAGUCGUAUGCGUCGUGUUGAGAGGGCUAUUGAAUUGGUUGAUGAAAUGAAAAGAGAAGGGAUUAAAUCAAAUGCCAUUGUAUAUAAUCCCAUUAUUGAUGCAUUAGCAGAAGCUGGUAGGUUUAAGGAGGUCUUGGGGAUGAUGGAGCACUUUUUUCUGUGUGAGGAAGGCCCCACUAUCUCCACCUACAAUUCUUUGGUAAAGGGUUACUGUAAGGCUGGAGACCUUGUUGGGGCUAGCAAGAUCCUUAAGAUGAUGAUUAGCAGGGAAGUCUUCCCAACCCCUACAACUUAUAAUUAUUUCUUUCGGCAUUUUUCAAAGUGUAGGAAAAUUGAAGAGGGGAUGAACCUAUAUACCAAGAUGAUUGAAUCUGGGUACACCCCUGAUCGACUCACUUACCAUCUUUUGUUGAAGAUGUUGUGUGAGGAGGAGAGAUUGGACUUGGCUGUUCAGAUUAGCAAGGAAAUGAGAGCUAGGGGAUGUGAUAUGGACUUAGCCACUAGCACCAUGUUUACUCAUUUGCUUUGUAAAAUGCAGAGAUUUGAAGAGGCAUUUGCAGAAUUUGAGGACAUGUUACGGAGAGGUAUAGUUCCUCAAUACCUUACUUUCCAUAGAUUGAAUGAUGAGUUCAGGAAACAGGGACUGACUGAGCUGGCACGGAGACUGUGUAAGCUGAUGUCUUCUGUUUCACAUUCAAAAAACUUGCCAAAUACAUAUAAUGUUGAUAGAGAUGCGUCACGACAUGCAAGGAGAAAAUCUAUAUUGCAGAAGGCAGGAGUAAUGUCUGAAAUACUAAAGACUUGUAAUGAUCCUAGAGAACUUGUUAAGCACAGAAGUUCAUCUCAGAAUCCCGAAUCAAGUGCAAAUCAGUUGAUAGAGGAUAUAAAAAAGAGAGCAAAGACAUGACAUCUCACUCUCUAGAUGGUAAUACCCUGCAAAGGCAUGUGAAAUUAGAGAACUUCGCGAUCAGUUUUGGAAAACUUUUUGUAAUGUGGUUUUUGAAGAAUCCUGUUUCUAGAGAUGAAUUGCUUCUUACAUAAUUAAGUAGCAUUGUUUCAGCACAAAUAUGAAGACAGCUUCUGCGAAUACAAAAGCCUCAGCAUGUGCAAAGUGGAAUGCUGGGUUCUGGCAAACGUGGAGAAUGAGUUAAUGAAAGGGAGCUGGAUGGUAAUGGAGAUUGGUCGGAACUUAGAGAACAGGAUAUUUAAGCAUUUAAAUAUAUUUUUGAUGCUGCACCUUUCCACAGUUUAUGUUGAAGUUCUUGCAGGUAAAUAGUUAAUCGAUGCUACCAGUUGAAAUGAACUUUGCGAUGCAUCCUGCAGGUAAAUUGUUGUUUUUUAUCGGCCAAUGAAUGAUGUUCACUACAGCACCUUUUACAUGAA